UAGCCGCCAUCUCCUACCUACUGCCUCGAAGCCGAUAUUGCAACAUCUCUCGGAUUCAUUGUUCGUUGUGAUAGAGUUGCCGGUGGAUCGGUGAAUUCGCAAAAUAUUUUCAGAAGCCGUCAACAGGUUGGAAAGUCGUGCCAUCGUUCCUUCUGUUUUGAGGGCAUACCUUCCAUUUCUUGUUGCUUGUGUAGGCAGCUUUAGACAUUUCAUUAUAUCAACUUCGAGAUGUCCCAACAUCAUGUUCAUCAUUUCACCCUGAAUCAUAUCUCCGUCUAUUCUCAUAUCCAAAUGUCACCUCAAUUUCUAUUACACCGCUGGAUUCAACCUACAUUUGCUUUGAUGCUCUUAUUUCAAGUUAUUCGUGUAUAUUUAAAUUACUAUCGCCUCGAUGCCAACACUUCCGCAGGAACCGCAGCAAGCACACCUGAAUCUCAACCAGGAUCCAUUGUCAUUGGAGCCGGUAGAAUCUCAGUUGACCUCUGAUCCAAAUGAACCCAGGCCUUGCACACGGAAGCUGGCCUCAAGGUAUUGCAUAGAGGCGUGCAUAGAGUCUUUAAGCUGGCGUGGAUGGCUCUGUUACCUUGCUUGUCUGCUAGUUAUCAUUAUGAUAAUUGGAAUUGUCUGCAGCGCCCAUGUAUACUAUCAUGAUAUGGGAGGGCAAGGUUGGCUCAAAUUGAAGCGGAGAAGUCAAGAACGAUUUGGCCAAGUACAGAGCUUUUCGGAAGUCUGUCUGCCAUCAAGACAGUUGGAACGCUACAAUCCGAUGUUCGCGUUGAGUCCAAGAAUGCCAGCCACUGUACCUUGGUACACCUGCGGGGAUCAGCAAAACAGUUGUGAAGCAUACGCUCAUCCAGAGAUUUGCUGUCCUCAAGGCAUGAUCUGUCGACCUACAACUCACACGACUUCAGGUAUAUACUGUUGCAAUGGAACGUUAUCACAUUCCAAUUGCCGUCUCUUAAGAGCGCAUGCAAGAUGUAGGCCCAAUUACUUUGAAUGCCCAGAAGACAUGGGAGGAGGUUGUUGCCCUAAUUCGACAACUUGCUACAGAGAUCAAUGUAUUCCGGUGUUCAAACAACCAUCCCCCGUUCGGCCGUCAAAUGGACCAACAGUGACACCCUGGCCAGCUGGUCCAGUACCAAGAGAAGGGGAAAUAGCGCAAGGAUCACGUCUGAUCAUAUCGUCAUUUUGGCGUGCUGAUUACCCUUUUUUGGCGUUGGGUUUCUUAGUCUUUAUUGGUGUCAUGAUGGGGAUGCUCUGA
Molecule: messenger RNA, 1261 nt
Organism: Botrytis deweyae
Lineage: Eukaryota; Fungi; Ascomycota; Leotiomycetes; Helotiales; Sclerotiniaceae
Exons: 2
Coding region: 392-1261 (289 amino acids)
Source: RefSeq, a predicted model, not a curated record